Pseudomyrmex gracilis is the source of this 691-nucleotide messenger RNA. RefSeq names its product defensin-2-like. The coding region runs from base 49 to 348 and encodes 99 amino acids. Gene Ontology annotation, biological process: defense response to bacterium; humoral immune response. NCBI's taxonomy places the organism in Eukaryota, Metazoa, Arthropoda, Insecta, Hymenoptera, Formicidae. The transcript is spliced from 2 exons. The record is from RefSeq and is a predicted model, not a curated record.
UAAAAGAAUCCAGUCAAAACCGAAUGCAUAAAGUUUUUGUAAGCAAUCAUGAAACCACUCGCUGUUUUUGUCAUCUUCGCCGUGUUGGCUUAUGCGUCCGCUGACACAAUAAACGGACCAACUAUCUAUGAUGGACCAACUUACGAACUAAAACCUAUCGAAGAACCGGCAAAUGAUGGUAACGAAGAUGCGACAAACUCACCCGUUCGGCAAGCACGCGUGACCUGCGAUCUUCUGUCCUGGCAAUCCCAGUGGCUCUCCAUUAAUCACAGUGCAUGCGCCGCGAAAUGCUUGGCCCAGCGUCGUCGGGGCGGUCGCUGUCGCGACGGCAUCUGCAUUUGUCGUUAAAUAUCAUCCUACGUCACGUUCGGAAACAGCACUCGUGUACACACGAGCGUCAUUCUAUCUUUGUUUUAUAUAUAAUGAGUAAUAAAGAUAAAAUAUACACUAGUGAUGUUUCCGAACGCAGCUCUAUUGACCUCGACUCGAAUUCCGGGUAAUUCCAAAAUGAUACUCAUAUCCCGCGAUGUUUAUUAAUGUGUUACGACAUUCUGGUCAUAGAUAUUAAAAAAUUAAAUAUUAAAACCUUGUCAUAUUUUAUACGCAAAUAUUUUAAAUGUAUGUUUGUAUGUUAUUAAAUAUAAUCUAAUCAUGUAAAUGCACUGCAUAUUAAAUUACUUGUUUCUCUUUC